This is a messenger RNA of Diprion similis, 5580 nucleotides long. It is a transcript of the gene Cad99C, whose product is annotated as cadherin-99C. Gene Ontology annotation, biological process: homophilic cell-cell adhesion. Gene Ontology annotation, molecular function: cadherin binding; calcium ion binding. The record is from RefSeq and is a predicted model, not a curated record. NCBI's taxonomy places the organism in Eukaryota, Metazoa, Arthropoda, Insecta, Hymenoptera, Diprionidae. Gene Ontology annotation, cellular component: catenin complex; plasma membrane. The transcript is spliced from 22 exons. Bases 181 to 4968 code for a protein of 1595 amino acids.
GGUGUGUCUCUCUCUCUUGAAAGUGAGAAAUUUCAUCAGGCUACUGUGUACCCGUUACUGUGACUGUGACUGUGAUCAUUGUGACAUGCCGACCUGUUGACUUACCUGACACCUCAUCCUUCAAUUAAAGCGGAUAUGCAGAUACUUUGCUACUGGAAGGGAUACUGACUCUCGCCGAUCAUGGCUCGGGCAAUGAUCUGGUGGUUGUGUGGGUUCCUGGUCGCAGUUCAAUUGCCACCGGGUGUAAUUUCCAAGGCUGGCUUGUGCGAGGUCGAGACAGGCCAGUCUAACAUCAUCCUUGACAUCGAGGAGAGCAGAGGAAAUGGUCUUGACCAAGAGACAGUUCCGGCAGAACUUCCGGUUUCCGGCGACCCUUCUACCGAGACCACGCUGGAGCUGAUAUUCCCUGGCAAGCAUCCAAUCUUCACUCUGGUUGGUAAAAGGCUAAAACUUUUGGAACCCCUCGACAGAGAUGCGGAGAAUCUUUCGCACGUUGUUUUUCAGCUAACAUGUACGGUAAAAUCAACAAACAAGAAACGAACCAUUCCUAUAAUCGUCAGAGUCUCUGACGUCAACGACAAUGCCCCAAAGUUCAUCAAUACGCCAUACGAGACUACGGUGCCCGAGCUGACCCCCGUUGGAUCGACGAUCUUCAAGAACAUCAUGGCACAAGACGCGGAUGCUGGUGUCAACGGACUCGUCGAGUAUUCGAUAGCCCCUGGCGACGGGACGGGUAUUGGAAACAGUAACGGAGUUGGGCGGGACCGAAUCACCACUGCCGACGGGUACGGUUAUUUUAGCAUCAACUUACCUCAUCAGGGACAAGUCACCGUCAACCGGACACUCGACUACGAGAAGACCCAGCGUUACCUCGUCACCGUCGUCGCUUCGGACCGAGCAAGGAACGGCUCUCAAAGAUUUUCUUCGACCACCACGCUAACGGUGAACAUUAAGGAUGACGACGACCAGGAUCCGUCCUUCAUUUACCAAGGCUGCAUGCUGUCCGACGGUGCUUGCAUCAAUCCCGAAUACUCUGCAUCCGUGUCGAGUGGAAUUCUAUCGGGCAUUCUUAACAUUUCGCCAGAGAAGAUUCAAGCCGUAGAUAUGGACAGCAUUAAUGCACCGAUUCACUACUCAUUCCUCAGCGGAAACCCACCGAAUUACGGAGAAUUUUUUGAAAUCAAUCAAAAUACCGGUGCCGUGAAGCAAAUCAAGGCAGUUGACACCACGGUCACAAAGAAAUUCGACAUCAUCAUCAAGGCUGUCGAGGUGUCUGAGGCUUCGAGAUCUGCGACAGCGAAGCUGACUAUCACGGUCAAGCCUGUGGAUAGCAAUCCUCCGGCGAUCACAGCCUCAUCCGUAGAAGGUUUCGUCGACGAGAAUGCCCCUGUGGGAACUAAAGUAAUCGACCAGAAUGGCAACCCCAUAGUCCUAAAUGUUUCCGAUGCAGACCUGAGUCCGGAGGAUCCACAGCCCACCUACACAUUUGAACUGACGACCAACUUCUUCGCGAUCGACUCGUCCGGAGUACUCGUUGUCAACGAGGAGAACCUCGACCGCGACCCGCCAAGUCCUGGACGGUUUCGAUUUCAGGUUGUGGCCAGGGAAAAAUCUGGCAUCGCCGCUUCGUCGCCCUUGUCAUUCGUGGUAACCCUUAACGACGUUAAUGAUAAUGCUCCUGUUCUUCCAAUGACGGCACCGAUCACCGUACAAGCGGGUGAAACGAAGCGAGAAGUUAUCAAGGUGGAAGCCACGGAUAAUGACGAGGGUGAAAAUGCUGAGAUAACCUACAGUAUCUAUCACGUAUCGAACAACGGGAUACAGAAGUUCAAGAUCGACUCAAAGUCGGGGGUCAUAGAGUCCGUAGGGAAACUGAAUGCUGGCGAGCAGUACAGUAUCACGGUCCAGGCUACCGACAAUGGUGGAAAGUUUACACAGACCAUUGUCGAGGUGAAUGUUAUCCCGGGACCGAACACCAGGAGUCCUGUCUUCCAGCAGCCAGUCUACGAGGUCCAGGUCAGCGAAGGUGCUUCAAUAAACUCUACUGUUGCCACAAUCACCGCCAUUGAUCCAGAGAACGAUCCUGUCUCGUAUGCCAUUCUCUCUGGAAAUGACUUGCGCCAAUUUGCGAUCGGCGACAAGUCCGGAGUCAUAACUGUCAUAAGGAAACUUGACAGGGAGGAUCUUACGCGUUAUCAACUGCUAAUCAAAGCGGAGGACACUGGUGGACUAUCGAGCACAGCAACGGUCAAUAUCAAAGUGACUGACAUAAAUGACAAGAAUCCUGAGUUUGAGAACUUGCCUUACGAGUUCGCGGUCAAAGAAGGUGAAGCUAGGAAGCUGAUUGGCCGAAUACACGCUUCCGACGCCGAUGAAGGCAUCAAUGCUGAAGUCACUUAUUUCGCCCCUGACGAUAUUCCAUUUACUGUAGAUCCCGAAACCGGCGACGUUCUGACUAAAGUUGCUCUCGAUUACGAGCAAAAUCACGAAUAUAAAUUUGUGGUGACGGCCAGGGAUGGAGCUCCGGAUCCACGCCUUGCCACGGCCACGGUGACGGUCCAAGUUAUGGACGUGGAAGACGAGGUUCCCAUCUUCCACCAGAGCAGCUACGAAGCUCGAGUUAGAGAGAAUGUGCCCGACUACAUGGUCACCCAAGUGAUGGCCGAUGAUCCGGACACUAAGAAACAGGUUACCUACGUUAUCAAGCAAGGAGAUACGGAUCUAUUCAGUAUCGACUCGAAGACCGGGGUUAUUAAAACGGUCAGAGGUCUAGACUACGAACGAGACAACCAGCACAUCCUUAUUGUCGGAACAUCCGAAAACACCAGUGACUUACCCGGAGCUACGACCAGAGUCAUCGUCAAUGUUUUGGACGUGAACGACAUCCCUCCAGUCUUUACAUCAAUACCACGACCCAUCACGCUGGACGACGAUGCUCCUAUAGGAACAACGGUUAUCAAUCUUGUUGCUACGGACUCCGAUGGUACAGCUCCAGGAAACCAGGUGCGCUACGAGAUAAUCGGUCGAGGUAUCGCGAGCAAGUACUUUCUCGUAGACCCUGACACUGGAGUGCUCAGGGUGCGGGAUGACCUGCGCAAGGAGACGGACUCCGAGUACCAGGUUGACGUCAAGGCCUAUGAUCUUGGGGAACCUCAGCUGUCCUCGGUUACGACGGUGCGUAUCUCGGUGCGACACGUCGCCACUGUGCCACCCGAAAUCGGCUUGGGUUUCGCCGAGGAUUCGUACACCGUAGAGAUCCCUGAAGACGCAACUGACAACACUCUCAUUAAAACUCUGACGAUUAUCAACAACCAUGCCCAUGACACUCCACCGCUCAAGUGCGCCAUCUACAGCGGUAAUGAUGACGGAUUAUUCGAAGCCAAUAUCACGGAAGAACGAAACUGUGCCUUGAAACUCAAGAAAGGAGCGCUUGACUACGAGACCACGGAGUCGUAUCGCAUUAAAAUCAAGCUCGAAUCCCUCUCUGGUCUUGUCAAUGCCGACCGGAACACAACCAUGGUUAAGAUCCAGGUGCUUGACGUAAACGAUAACAAGCCAAACUUCGUCUUCCCAGAAGAAGGCCGAGCGCUUACGAAAGGCAGAUACUUCGCGGCGAUUCCAAGGUCGGCGCAAUUCUCGUCGACAGUUGUUCAGGUGAAGGCGCAAGACAAGGACAACGGAAAAUACGGAAAGCUGGAGUACAAGAUACUGAAAGGCCGUGGUUCUGACUACUUUGCGAUAGACGGCUUUUCCGGUAUCAUCCGGACGGCGAGCACUUUCGACAAUGUCGACAACUCGGAACUCCCAUUCAAAUUCAACGUCCAAGUCAGGGACAAUCCGAACUCAACAACUGAUUCGAACGCCAUUGAGGCACCGGUGAUCGUAAAUUUGAUUGGACGGGAAAACCUCCUGGUCCUCGUUGUCCAGGAUGCAUCAACCGAUGUACUCCAGAAGGAAGUGCCCAAGAUCGCGGCCGUCAUCGAGGAAAAGACUGGACUCCUAGUCGGUGUUGAAAGAGUAGCCGUCCGGCAUUCAAUCACCAAGAAUGGCACCGUUGAGACCAUUCCAGGGGACUCAGAUUUCUAUUUCUACGUGAUCGACCCCGUCACCGAGAAAAUCCUCGAAGGAAACAGCUCGCAGAUGCAAAGAGUACUUUUGAACAAGCCUGCCGUUUCCAACAUCACCUUUGACGUGUCCACCCUCAUCCACGCAACUGCCACCGAUAUCCACGUGCCCGUGUCGCUACCUGAACCCGUCGUCAAGCAGACCACCAUUGCAUUCAGCGGCGAAGUCUUUCCUUAUGCUCUGAUUGUCAUCGCUUGCAUUAUUCUUGUCCUCGGAAUCGCUGGGAUCAUUUACAUUUGCGUGUCCUGGUCAAGGUACAAAGCUUACAAGGAGCGCAUGCAAAGGAUGUAUGUAGUGCCGAGGUACGAUCCUGUUUACGUAGAGCCCAAUCUCAAGGAGUACGAGACUCAAGUAUUGCAGAUGAGUGUCCCGAUCGAUGACAACGACAGCUAUAAUGAUCUACAGCUUGAUUUUAGCAACAAGAAUCACGCUUUUAGUCUCGACAACGUGAGCUACAUAACAAAGGAUCACGGAGGUAGUACCGGUCAGCAAAGUCCGGUGAGCUCGGAGGCAGCAACGACAGCGCGAGCCUCCAGCAUAGCUGGAAACCAUGGCGAAUCCAACGCCCAAUCGUUGCGUCGCAACACCCUUGGAAGAAAAAACGUGAACCUGAAUAACAUGAACAAUAUGAACAAUAUGAACAAUAUGAACACGCUGAAUAGUCACAGUAACUUGAGCCACGACACGCCGGUGCUCAACCCGCUUUACAGCCACGGCGAUGACCUGCUCAACCCGAGUUCGUCGAACGACAACGUCACGUUUCGGGAAAGAAAGGACUAUUCCCAUUUGGGAUUCACUUAUCUGGGUGACCAAAGCCCCGUGGAAACUACGACCGAGUUGUAGUGAGCCAUCGCGAUGAAAAUCCCGAGAGAAAACGGCCACAAACGUUGAUGAUAUGGACGCUGAUUCCAUUUGGCGUCCAACGAGGAAACGCGGCGAAGCCAAGAAGAUUCGCUUUGAUCGUAUCAAGUUCCUUGAGAAUCGAAAAGUUUGCGACAAAAGGAUUCGCGACGAUUGAUGACAAUUGAUGAAAGACAACACCGUAAGCGGUUGUUGCAAGCGUGUAAAUUACUAAGUGUUAGAUUGACAUCAUUGGCAUGGACAUUAUUUUGGAAGUGUGACACUCGUUAGAUCGCGAAGUGGAUUAUAUGAUCGGAUAAAUAAAUUGGACCGAACUUAAGUGUCGAAGAUAACAUGGACGGAGAACGACGUCGUCAUCGCGAUAAUACUUAUAUGACUGUAAAGUGUACUUAACUACUAUUAUACGUUUUUUUAUCCACUCCAGAAAGUGAUGCACUUGUGUAAUACACACAGCUGGGGAUUUUGUUUUUGUUUGUUGCUAUUUUAUUAUUGAAAAUAUUGUAAAAAUAAUUGAUCGAGUAAUUGUUUAUACAGCGAAUGUGUGUAUGCUGAUGUUGGACGGAAAUCUUUUUUUUUAUUGUUAUUAGUUUUAUU